AGUUGUGGUUUACAUUGGUAAAGUGGAGUUACAGGACAGUCUGCUGUGAAGUAAUCAGGUCUAGUGGGAUCACUUGCUGGCAGCACAAAGGUGCAUAAAGGAUCCUUCUGUAGCAGUCUGUGCUGAAGGUGGCGGAGUCAGUGGGUGUGUUGCACAUACAGGGAACACACAGACUCCACCGUGUUGCUGCUGUCCUCAGCACUGAAGAGUCAGAGGAGCUGGACAAGCUGAAUGCUGGGCUCACAUCUUGGAAGGCGUACUUGCUUAUGACGUGUUACUUUCCCUUUCUGCUCGAUGAGAAGGUAGCUUCGCCUGCCCAGGAUCAGGACCUCUGCCAUCCAGAGAGCCACAAACCCACUGUCAGGACAUAAAAACAAGUUUACAAGUUCCUAGGCAAAGGUGACAUCACAGAUCUUCGAGCAAGAUCUUGGGAAUUCUGAGUAUCUUAAAUCUCUCAAGAAGUUGCUCCAGAGACCAGUGAAGAAAAUCCAUUUGGUAUCCGAAGAUGAAGAGGGUACUUUUCCUGGUGCUAAUCUCUUUCUGUUGGGCUGAUCAUCAUGGCAGUAACUCCCCGGUGUACAACGACAGGAUCAUUCACGUCCAUGAGAAUGGGCCUCGUCUUGUGGUGGAGGUAGAUCAAACUAAAGUUAUCUCCCAUCGAGGUGGUAAUGCCACACUGCCAUGCAAAUUUCAUCAUGAAUCAGUGUCAGCCGGAUCACUUUCACACAAAAUUCGAAUCAAGUGGACCAAACUGACUUCAGAUUACCUCAAGGAAGUGGAUGUCUUUGUUUCAAUGGGGCACCACAAAAAGAGCUAUGGCAGCUACCAGGGCAGGGUUUACCUGCAAGGAUCAAGUGCAAAUGAUGCUUCACUAGUUAUCACCGACAUUACACUGGAAGACUAUGGUAGAUACAAAUGUGAAGUCAUUGAAGGACUGGAAGAUGAUACCGCUGUUGUAUCAUUGGAUUUACAAGGUAUUGUUUUUCCAUUCUUUCCUCGGCUUGGCCGCUAUAAUCUAAACUUUAAUGAGGCCCAACAAGCCUGUCAAGAUCAGGAUUCUAUAAUUGCCUCCUUUGAUCAGUUGUAUGAUGGGUGGAGGUCUGGACUUGAUUGGUGUAAUGCAGGUUGGCUAAGUGAUGGAUCAGUACAAUACCCAAUCACAAACCCUAGAGAACAAUGUGGUGGUAAAAACAUUGUCCCUGGAGUUCGAAACUAUGGCUAUAGAGACAAAGACAAAGGCAGAUAUGACGUCUUCUGUUUCACAUCAAAUUUUAAAGGUCGUUUCUAUUACCUAAUACAUCCAGUGAAGCUGACUUACGAUGAAGCUAUACAAGCCUGUAUCAAUGAUGGUGCUCAGAUCGCUAAAGUAGGCCAGAUGUAUGCAGCAUGGAAGCUACUUGGCUACGAUCGCUGCGAUGGAGGAUGGUUGGCUGAUGGUAGUGUUCGUUACCCAAUCUCAAAACCACGACGACGCUGUAGUCCCAAUGAAGCAGCUGUGCGCUUUGUUGGUUACCCAGAUAAAAAGCACAAGCUAUACGGUGUUUAUUGUUAUAAAGCAUAGAACCAUAGCAACCCAAGAACAAACACCAGUAUUAACAAAGUAAUUGCAAAAAAGUGAAAAUUUUAUUUUGAAAGUGAACUCAUGCAAGCUAUAAAAAACUGUGAUAAACAUUUUUACUUACUGUAAAAACAUUGUCAUACAUUUAUGUCAUCGGCUUUCUUUUGUUUUUUUUUUUGUUUUUUUUAUAACUCUUCUUCAAGUUAUAAUUUAAAAAAAUAUAUAGUUUAAAUUAAAGCAUAAUGGUUACUCAGUCACACCAAACCAUAUCUAGUAGUUUAAUGAAUGGGGCAUGCCAUAGCUUGAUGAUUGCUUCAUGUUUACUGAGGAAUGUAAGAUAACUCCAAAAAGAAGUGUAUAAAAAAAAUGUUUUAAUUAGUUUAUACAAUGAUAUUUUAAAAUGCACUACAAACAGUAGAUCAUCGGGUUCAGUUUAGGUGCUGCCAGUGUCUGCUUAUGCAUAAUAGGACAGCUAAUAUAAAAAGUAGUAUAUAAACUGUAUUUGCUUUGAACAUGGUUUGUUUUAAUAUUAUAAAGUAACAGGAAAAAAACAAAAAAAAAAAAAACAGUGAUGUCAUUAGAAGCACAGCAAAAAUCCUAGCAGUUAAACUGUAUUUUUUUUAUUGUGUAUGAAACAUUGAUGAAUGUUUGCAUAAUUAAUGAAUGAACCCUAUUUUGUUUUUAAUUCAGUUCAAUGACGCCUAAAAAGUGUUGAGUUACAGGUACAGUUGGCAAACUUUAAUGGGUUAGUUAAACAGCAGUGGCUGUUUGUUAAGAUAUAUAUAGCAUUUACUCAGGGCAGUUAUUCCAUGUGAACUGCUGGACAGAACAAACACAUACUCAAAAUGAUAUAGCAAAGUCUAUUAUAUGUUAGUCUUUAAUUAUUAUUGUCUUUAUUAAUAUAUAUUUAAUAUUUUUCGUAUUUAGAAUUCAUAAGAAAUUAUUGAAAAUGAGCACAGCUUCCAGUUAACCCCAAUUAUAAAAAUACAUGUUUUUCCUCAACUCUAACAGCACAGGGCUAACUACUCAGUAGGUCAGCAACUAACAAAAAAUAUGUAUAAAUAACAGAUAUAUAAUUUAUGUGUAUACAUUCAAAAGCAUACAAAAAUAGAAUUAGAAUGAGAAAUAUAUACAGGGCACAAUUACAGUCACUUGAUCUUCCCCAAUGCCAGUGGUAUAUUGUUUUAGAAUAUUGUUGUAGUAUGUAAUAUUUUGUUGAGCAUGUAAUGCACAGGAGAGUAUGCAAUUUUUGUGUCACUGCCAUUUCUUGCUAGAAGCACACUUUCCAUUUUGAUUUAUUUAAUUUAUAAAUGUAUCCCUAAAAUUUCAGUGAAUAAUUAGGUAAGAAUAUAUAACUACUCUGCUUUCUUCCAGCUCUCCAAAACUUUGUAAAAAUAACCUUAGUUGUAUAAUAUUACCCUUAACAUGCAGCUUGUGUUUUUUGUGAGGAAUUUUAAAUGCAUCUGAUGGAAACUUUAAGUUUACUGAAUGUAUGUAUAAUGCAAAUAACAAAAAUGCAACAUACUGUAAGCAUGCAGAAUAUAAACUUGAUAUCUUAAAAAAAUACAACAGAGGUCCAUAUUUAAAAAGCCAGCUUUACUGAAGGUUAACAAAUAUAAACACAUGCCAAGGCAUAUAUUAAGGAUUCAUGAAGUUGGGUUAUGUUUUAACAAUUGGUAAAAUAUGGAACUGAAUACUCAAACAACAGAGAAUAUUUUCUUCUGCAGUUAUAUAAAGCACAAAUUAUCGUUUAAUCUAAUAAAAAGGAAGUAAAAAAAA
Messenger RNA from Rana temporaria (common frog), 3337 nucleotides. It is a transcript of the gene HAPLN1, whose product is annotated as hyaluronan and proteoglycan link protein 1. Gene Ontology annotation, molecular function: hyaluronic acid binding. Lineage: Eukaryota; Metazoa; Chordata; Amphibia; Anura; Ranidae. Gene Ontology annotation, biological process: cell adhesion. The transcript is spliced from 6 exons. Bases 506 to 1561 code for a protein of 351 amino acids. The record is from RefSeq and is a predicted model, not a curated record.